Messenger RNA from Amphibalanus amphitrite, 1672 nucleotides. RefSeq names its product acid phosphatase type 7-like. The record is from RefSeq and is a predicted model, not a curated record. The transcript is spliced from 10 exons. Bases 136 to 1494 code for a protein of 452 amino acids. Gene Ontology annotation, molecular function: acid phosphatase activity; metal ion binding. Lineage: Eukaryota; Metazoa; Arthropoda; Thecostraca; Balanomorpha; Balanidae.
GCUGGUUCCCUGGCCGCGAUCACGCCCAGACCACGUGGCUGGCGCCGGAGGCCUAUAAAGAGCGGCACCCUUGGUCACCUGUAGCCACCUGUGCAGUGACUGGAGCCGCCGACCGCGCCGCCAGCCUCCUCAGCCAUGUGCACGCGCUCGGUGCUCGCGCUCUGCGCGGCGCUGCUGACCUGCGGCGUCCACAGCCGUCUCCAGCCGCCGGCGGUCGGCGCCCAGGUCGGCACCAACACCUACGAGCCGGAGCAGAUUCGGCUGUCCUACCUCAAUGACCCAACCGCCAUGACCGUCACCUGGAUGACCAAGGACGCCGUGGCGAGCAGGGCGCUCUUCGGCGUCGGCAACCUCAACAGCACGGCCUUCGGCAUCUCCACGCCGUUCGAGACGGGCUCCCGCAGCGAGACGGUGCACCGCGCCACCCUGACCGGCCUCACGCCCGGCGCCCAAUACGAGUACGUGGUCGGCAGCGAGCACGGCUGGUCCGACCUGAAGACGUUCAUAGCCGUGCCGGCCGGCGCCGACUGGAGCCCCAGGCUCGCCGUGUUCGGAGACAUGGGCGUGGAGAACGCCCGCUCCCUCGAGAGGCUGCAGCUGGACGCCGCGCUGGGUAUGUACGACGCAGUGCUGCACAUCGGCGACUUCGCCUACGACCUGCACGACGACGACGGCAAGGUGGGCGACGAGUUCCUGCGCAUGGUGGAGCCUAUGACGGCGCGCGUGCCUUACAUGGUCACCGCCGGCAACCACGAGAAGCACCUGAACUUCUCCGAGUACAAGGCGCGGUUCACGAUGCCGGGGGAGGCGGAAAACAUGUUUUACAAGUUCGAGAUGGGUCCGGUGCAGUUUGUGUGCAUCAGCUCCGAGUUCUACUACUACCUCGAGUAUGGCACCCACAUGGCCAUCAACCAGUACAGCUGGCUCGACGCCGUGCUCAAGGAGGCCAACAGGCCGGAGAGCCGCGCGCUGCGUCCCUGGCUGGUGGUGUUCGGCCACCGGCCCAUGUACUGCUCCAACUUUGACGACGGAAACGACUGCCUGAGCAGCGCCGACCUGCUGCGAGUCGGUAUCCCCGAGCAGGGCAUUCCCGGCGUGGAGCCCCUGCUGAUGGAGUACGGGGUGGACCUGGCCCUCUGGGGACACGUGCACGCCUACGAGCGGCUGUGGCCCGUGUACGGCAGCGUGGUGAUGAACGGCACCGCCGAGGAGCCCUACACGAACCCGGGCGCGCCGGUGCACCUCAUCAGCGGCUCGGCGGGCGCUGCGAAGCACGGCUCGUACCCAACGGAGACGCCUAGGGAGUACUCUGCCUACCGGUCCAUCGAAUACGGCUUCACCCGGCUCACCUUCCACAACAGCUCCCACCUCAACAUCGAGCAGGUCUCCGAGGACCAGGGAGGGGCCAUCAUCGACUCGACCUGGCUGAAGAAGACGGCCCACGUGCCCUACCACCAGCUCACUAGGACGGAGCGCGGCUUCCUGAAGCUGUAGGUGGAGCUGCAGCUUCUGGCGGGCGUGGAAUAGAGAUCGGUGCUGGUCGCUUUGCUUCAGUGUCUUUGUUCAUUCGAAUUCCUGCUGUUGAUAGGAAUAUUUCGUCAAUCGGACAUAUGUGGUCGAAAAUGUUGCCUACUGAUGUGCCAUGACGUAAAAUACACUGAUUAGUGUAGAA